This is a messenger RNA of Bactrocera dorsalis (oriental fruit fly), 2284 nucleotides long. It is a transcript of the gene l(3)72Dp, whose product is annotated as gamma-glutamyl hydrolase A. NCBI's taxonomy places the organism in Eukaryota, Metazoa, Arthropoda, Insecta, Diptera, Tephritidae. The record is from RefSeq and is a predicted model, not a curated record. The transcript is spliced from 6 exons. Gene Ontology annotation, cellular component: vacuole. The coding region runs from base 741 to 1928 and encodes 395 amino acids. Gene Ontology annotation, biological process: tetrahydrofolylpolyglutamate metabolic process. Gene Ontology annotation, molecular function: gamma-glutamyl-peptidase activity.
AGCUGUUUAAAUCAGUUUAGCAGCACAAAACAGAUACUGAUGAGACUUAUUUUAUAUCGCUUAAAAGUGUUUCGUACUCCGGGAAAAUAAAUGCCUAUGUGUAAAAAUACUUUGCGUUUGAUUUCGGCGCGUACUACGAACGCGACGCGUACCAAUUAGGAGUAUAAGAAAGAUUCUUACUGAUCUCUCGAAAGUGUAUUGUAUUUUAUAACUUAAAAAUUCAAUACAAGGUUAUGAUAACCUGACUAGAGCUGCCAGUUUGUGAAAAUCCAAUCUUCGCAUAUUUAUAAAAAACGUCACACGCACACCCACACAUCCACAUGCAUUAGACAGCGCGCAAAAUUCGUUAAUCAAAACAUUGCGUCCAAUUAAAAAUUAAAACUUGAUUGGCAUGUAUGGCACAGCGCGCUGGAAGUGUUUAUGAAUUCAAGUGCUUAGCGCAGCCGCUCCGUCGCUGCACCGCCAUACGAACCUACACACACACAUCGCAUAUAUUCAUAUACUUAUACACAUGUAUGUAGCGCGCUACUCCAAGCUGCUUACCUGUAAAUAUUCAAAAAUCCGCUACUCACUGUCACAGUCGAGCGUUGGAGGUGCGCUCCCGCAGAAGCCGUUUUCGCAAGUGCAGAAACGUGAUUAAAAACUGAAAAUUUCACGCGCAUACAUAAGUACAUACAUACACACACGCAAAGCUGCGACACAUUCAUCAUUUACCGUUUGACGCCCUUGUGAGCCCAGCAAUGCGUUUAAGUGCGAUCUUUAGCGACGCCAUUUCGUCGACCAGCGUCACUGCGACAACAGUUUUGGCUGCCCUAUCGAUUUUAUCUGUGAGUAAUUUAUCCGCGGCACGUAGCGGCGGUCGUCAAUUUGCCGGCAGGUACUUCGAUAUUAACGAUGAUGUAACGGUGAAUGUCAAUGCGGAGAAUACCCGUCCCAUUAUCGGUAUCCUGACGCAGGAAGUGUCGAAUUUCGUGCGCCGCCAUUAUCCCGAUAAGGAGUACAACAGUUACAUUGCCGCUUCGUAUGUGAAAUUUAUUGAGGGCGCCGGCGGACGUGUGGUGCCGAUUUGGAUUGAUCGUGAAAAAGAGUAUUACGAGGAUAUCAUGUCCAAAAUAAAUGGUGUAUUAAUGCCGGGCGGUGCGACAUACUUCAACCAAUCUCAUGGCUAUGCCGACGCUGGCCACCACUUAUACGACAUCGCCAUCAAAAUGAACAAACGCGGCAUUUACAUGCCUAUUUGGGGUACUUGCUUAGGAUAUGAGUUGCUGGUCUAUUUGUCGGCCAACGCCACAGAUUUGCGCACCGAUUGUUCGUCGUCGGCACAAGCACUGCCAUUGGAGUUCGAAAAGGGUUACAAGGAGAGCAGACUCUUUGCUCCAGCUAGCGAUGAAGUGGUGCAGAUAUUUAGCACAUAUAAUGUCACAGCGAAUUUUCACAUAUUCUGCUUUACGAAGGAGACUUUUGCGGACCACGGCCUAAAUAAUACGUGGAAUGUGCUGAGCGUAAAUCACGACUGGAAUGGUGCGGAAUUCAUAUCGACCGUUGAACACGUCAAAUAUCCAUUUUAUGGCGUGCAAUUCCAUCCCGAGAAAGUACUUUACGAAUUCAUACCGAAUCGAAAUAUUACGCACACCUCACAAGCGGUUAUCGGCUCGCAAUAUUUCGCAGACUUCUUUGUGAAUGAGGCGCGCAAGAAUCGCAACAACUUCGCAAAUCGCACCGAGGAAAUCAAUGAACUCAUCUAUAAUUACCAACCGGAGUAUACGGGCGCUCUGGGUUCCGCUUUCGUACAACAGUAUUUGUUCGAAGCACGCGUUACCACCUCAACACGCAGUGCCGGCACAGCCUCUACUGCCGGCGCCAUACUAACGCAUUGUUUGCUGGCGCUAAUUACGCUUUUUAUUUUAGGCGCUUGGAGGCGUGUAUGACGUCAUAACAUCUAUCGCGCGUUUAGGCUAUUCGGCCAUGAGGGGCGACAUGCGUGAUGCUACUCACUCGCUUUAUAGCUUUAUAGAUUUAUUAUUACUGCUAUCAACUGCUCCCUAAAGUUCCUACAUAGAUUUUCAAAUAAAAGCAGCUUCAUGUGUGUGUGUAAAUCACACGCGCAAAUCAAUUAAAAGCAAAGAGGCAUUAGAGGACGAAAAUUCACUGCUGGGAUAAUUUAAUAAUAUUUUAUUAUUUAAUUUUUCACAUCUAAAAGUAAGCGUAACAUAAAAGAUUCUUACUAAGAGGUGUCUACUGCUUUAGCUAGUAAAUUACAUAAACACAAAUAUACACAAAAAAA